Vitrella brassicaformis is the source of this 1740-nucleotide messenger RNA. The record is from the annotation of a GenBank genome assembly. Lineage: Eukaryota; Vitrellaceae.
CCUCUUUCUCUGUCUUCAAACCAAGCUCGACCUAGAUCUGCAAUCUCCGCUUGUCCACGAUGCUGCAUUCACCUCUGGCCCUCAUCGCAACAGCACUCAUCUCUUCCGCAUCAGCAGCAGCAACAGCAGCAGCGCUGUCAAGGCUCUCCGCGUCAGGAUCUCCUCUCCACCCAUCACCCCUGACACCGCCGGUGCCUCGUCGCAUCGCUGCUGCUACCGCUACCGCCUAUGUCAACUUCAACUUCCCUGUCGGGUCGCCGCAGAGCAACGUGCAGCAGGCCAACCCCUACGCACAGCAGCCCCGUUUCUUUGUGGUGAGGGAGGAGAGGAGAGGGGGAUGGACACUGCCGUGGAUGAGUCAGCACAGCAUCUCUCUCUCUCUCUCUCUGUGUGUGUGUGUGUCUGUUCUGUGUGUGUGUGCAGUUGGAUCCUUCUUCGAAGGAGACGAUACUGCUGUUCGGUCGGCUUGCGCAGGAGUACUACCCCGACACACCCGAGCAGUCCGGCAGGCAGGGAGAGCCCUACGCUUACCUCGUGCAAGGUGAGCCGGUGGCAGUUGACCGAUGGAUGGAUGGAUGGCCAAGCACACAAACACUCUCUCUCUCUCAUCUCACGGACAGGAGUGUGCUUGUGCUGCUGCAGGUACGGGUACGUCGAUAGCGUCGCGCCUGCAGCCCCCUCCCCCCACCCCCAAGUGGGAGCGGCUGUUCCAGAACCCAACCGGCGGCACCGACCCGAAAAUAUCUAGGGCAACCUUCCAGGUAGUUAGGCCGGGCCAGCGGCAUUCAGGGAAGCGAGCCAGGGCUUGCCUGUGUGUGUGUGGUGUGUGUCAUGGGAUGGGACGUCCGUCAGGUGCGUAUGCAGGAGCUGCCCUUCCUGUGGCCCCUCUUCAAGAACGAGACCAUCGUCGAAUCAACCAUCUACAACGUCAUCGUCGAGCAGAACCUACAGGCACGUCUUGUCACGUCAUGGAAGCCAGCCGCCCCCCGGCCGACCCAUUCUUUCUCUGUCGCUGGCUGCAGGCAAUAGAGGUGGCCAAGGCUGAUGCCGAUGAGCUCAAGGCCUACAUCGACAACCUUGCUGGGGGCGACCCCGCCGUCGCACAGCAGAUUCGCGGGGCGCUCGCACAGUUUGAGAUGGGCGGGGGGAACCUGCCCGACCUCGGCAUACGCAAGGUCCGCCAACGGAGCCGCGCGCAGGCCAGGAAGGUCGUCCAUGAGAUAUUUGGAAACGAAGAACUCUCAUCGUAAGCGACACAAACACACAGACAAACACACAAACAGACAGACAGACAGACAGACAAGCUUUAGGUUUCUCUCUCCCUCCCUCACUCCUCUCUCUGUGCAGGCGUGUGUGUCGGGCCUUCCUGGACAGCCUGUUUGGGAGCGAGAAGAAGGAGUUCAGUCGGUAUGAGUUCGCCAGGGCCCUGGGCCAGAUGAGCAGGGAAGAGUUCUCGUCCGGCAAUGUCGACUUCGAGACCUUCGCCGCGCGGCUGCGUGAGUCGCUGGCCGACUACCCGGUGCCCGCUGUGAGGCCAGCGAUGUCGCCUGGCCUGGGGCAGCUGUUCAAGCUCUUUGGCAAGGCACCUGGGCCGUCAUGAUGAAAUGAUUGGGGGGGAUGUGACAGGAUGAGAUGAGAUAUGUGUCGGCUUUAUCGGCUUUAUGGGUGUGGUGGGACUGAUGAGAUGAGAGGCUGGCGGACGGACCUUUUUCUCGUGUGUUGGGGGAGGGAGAGUAGAUA